Molecule: messenger RNA, 1672 nt
Organism: Paramormyrops kingsleyae
Lineage: Eukaryota; Metazoa; Chordata; Actinopteri; Osteoglossiformes; Mormyridae
Gene: npffr2a
Product: neuropeptide FF receptor 2a
Biological process (GO): regulation of adenylate cyclase activity; G protein-coupled receptor signaling pathway; regulation of MAPK cascade
Cellular component (GO): plasma membrane
Molecular function (GO): opioid receptor binding; peptide binding; neuropeptide receptor activity
Source: RefSeq, a predicted model, not a curated record
CGCGCAGAUGCCACGCACAGAGAAUGAUUUACAUUUUGUAAGUUGAAUUGAUACUGUACGGCAGCACGGGCGUCCUCUUCUGUGCAUCUUCAGAAAACUGAAAUACAUCUUUUUUGAGACACUUCUCCCUUCAUUUUUGUAUUCAUUUUCACCUUAAGGAAAGGUAAUCAUUGUCUUUUCCAAAAACAAGUCGAAUACAUUUGUGGCUGUGCUUAAUAGAGAUUCAUCAUGAACCAAAGAUUGGAUCCAAACAUUACACUGGGGGAAAGUCAAUAUUGGUAUUUUCCCAAUAGCUCUCAGGAAUAUAGCUACCCUCAGCAGAACAUCACAUAUGUGGUAUAUUACCUCCAUGAGCCGCCUGUGGUGGCUGUCUUCAUCAUCUCCUACCUGCUCAUCUUCCUGGUCUGCAUGGUUGGCAACGGGGUGGUAUGUUACAUCGUCUUAAGGAGCAGAAAUAUGCGCACAGUCACCAACGUUUUCAUCCUGAAUCUGGCCAUCAGCGAUCUCCUUGUGGGAAUCUUUUGCAUGCCAACAACACUUGUGGAUAAUAUCAUCACGGGCUGGCCAUUUGGAAGUCUGGUGUGCAAAAUGAGUGGAAUGGUCCAAGGAAUAUCGGUGUCAGCUUCAGUGUUUACACUGGUCGCCAUUGCGGUUGACAGGUUCCGAUGCAUUGUUUACCCUUUCAAGCAAAAACUGACAAUAUCAACAUCAACACUAAUAAUUGUGAUUAUAUGGCUUCUUGCUCUUUCCAUUAUGUGCCCAUCUGGUGUCAUGCUGCAAGUCACCAAGGAACAGAAUGUGCGUGUUCUUCUAGGCAAUGGCAACGAGACAAGCCCUUUCUAUUGGUGCAGGGAAAACUGGCCCAAUCAGGGAAGAAAGAUUUACACCACUGUCCUCUUUACCAGCAUUUACCUGGCACCGUUGAUUCUGAUCGUGAUUAUGUAUGCUUGGAUUGGUGUUACCUUGUUUAAAACGGGCAUGCCUGCAGAAGGAAGUUGUGGUCAUGAAAACCGACAGAUAGUCUCAAAGAAGAAGAGAAGAGUCAUCAAGAUGUUGCUCACUGUAGCCUUGCUUUUCAUCGUGGCCUGGCUUCCCCUCUGGACUGUAAUGAUGCUGAGUGAUUAUGCCAGCCUGACCGAGUACCAGUACAGAGUGAUAAACAUCUACAUCUAUCCAUUUGCACACUGGCUCGCUUUCUUCAACAGCAGCAUCAACCCCGUCAUCUAUGGCUUCUUCAAUGAGAAUUUCCGAAGGGGAUUCCAGGCCGCUUUCAAGUUACAGCUGUGCUCGGCAAGCGUGGGCCGCAAACAGACCUACUCGCACAGGGUCCACACAAAUUCCGUUCUUCCCGCCAACCUGCAUGUGUCCAAAGGGCUCGCUCCUCUCAGCGUGAACUGCGAAGAGAACAACCGCUCCACAGUAAGCUCCAACCUGAACGACCAAGACCUUAUAAUGGAGGACCUUGAAAAGAUAUAUACCCCCAGGCAGCCUGACAGUCAUACCCAACAGUGAUGAGGUCCAUCUAAUGGAUUCUUUCAGGUAGACAGAAGCAUGAUACCAGUUCACCCUAAUGACUGAAUAGUAGGAAACAGGUAUAGGACUUUUUAUGCUUGACUAACCCCAAUUAAAAUUAAUUUGGGGUGGAAAAUGUACUUAUUAUAAAUAUGGGAAG